Molecule: messenger RNA, 447 nt
Organism: Cynocephalus volans (Philippine flying lemur)
Lineage: Eukaryota; Metazoa; Chordata; Mammalia; Dermoptera; Cynocephalidae
Gene: NDUFA2
Product: NADH:ubiquinone oxidoreductase subunit A2
Exons: 3
Coding region: 38-337 (99 amino acids)
Source: RefSeq, a predicted model, not a curated record
CGAAUACUUGGAAUUGGGGACUUCAGUGCUAGCGAAGAUGGCGGCGGCCGCAGCGAGUCGAGGGGUCGGAGCAAAGCUGGGCCUGCGUGAGAUUCGCAUCCAUUUGUGCCAGCGCUCUCCCAGCAGCCAGGGCGUCAGGGACUUCAUCGAGAAACGCUAUGUGGAGCUGAAGAAGGCGAACCCCGAUCUUCCCAUCCUAAUCCGCGAAUGCUCUGAUGUGCAGCCCAAAUUGUGGGCCCGCUACGCAUUUGGCCAAGAGAAGAGUGUCUCUUUGAACAACUUCAGUACUGAUCAGGUAACCAGAGCGUUGGAGAAUGUGCUAAGUGGCAAAGCCUAAAGCCUCCACUGAGGAUUAAGAACAACAGCCCCAGAGCCUGGGCUCUGCUGGACUGAGUACAAUGUGGAAAAAUGUGUUCUCCCAUUCCUUAUAAAGCUUGUACUGUCAAA